AUGAUGUCUGCAGAAGAAACCAUGAAAGCGCUACGCGAGCUUGCGCCAGAGGAUUAUAACAUGACACAAUAUCUCACCACAAAUGCCGAAACAUCUCAGCCUCUGCCCUUUGAGGUCGAUGACGGUUUUGCGGAGUACACCAGAGCGAACUGUUACGAUAAAAGACGAAGCGUGGUGAAAAACUUCGUUCAAGAAGUGGAGAUUGACGAGCUGAAACAACGAAUUUCAGCACAUGGAGAGAUGAUAGAAAAUAUCAAUUCUGACCCAGAAUUAAACUCCAAUCAUAGAUUUUAUGCGUUUUUUGAUGAUGGAAAAACGAGACAGAUUUGCCGAGUUUUGGAACAAAGAACUGUGAUCUCGCAGGGACGUAAAACAUCCUUCGAACCAAUUCACUUCACCUCGACCGAUAUUCACUUUUAUCAACACAUGGGUUUUGCGUGUUCUGAACUCUGUGGAUGUGAAGGAAAAUGCACCAAUAGUGUUUUGAUGAUUCCAAACAAACGCUUGUUCCCCAUUGAAAUGUUCAGAAGCAACGAGAAGCUCGGAUUCGGUGUUCGUUCGAGUGUUCUUAUUCCUGCCGGAACUCCAGUCACUGAAUUCGUCGGAGAGAUUAUCGGGGAGCAGAUUGAUAUCGAGAACACAAAUUGGAACAACAUUGAAUACGCGUAUCAAGUCACCUAUGUGAAAGAUGAUGUUUUGAAGCAGCUCGUGGAUCAGACAAACUUCUCGAAAAAUUACAAAGGUCUCCUCAAGGAUUUAUAUGCUAACAUUUCAUAUUACUUGGAUCCGACAGUUUGUGGAAAUUAUGCACGCAUGGCAAGUCACAGUUGUGCUGCCAACAUGGAUUUGGUUCGGAUCUUUCAAAAAAGUCUUUCUCCCGCCCAUAUUCAUCUUGUGAUGGUGGCAGUAACCGAUAUCUUCCCUGGUACGCCGUACUCCAAAACGUUCUAA
Caenorhabditis briggsae is the source of this 951-nucleotide messenger RNA. NCBI's taxonomy places the organism in Eukaryota, Metazoa, Nematoda, Chromadorea, Rhabditida, Rhabditidae. Gene Ontology annotation, molecular function: protein binding. The coding region runs from base 1 to 951 and encodes 316 amino acids. The transcript has 4 exons. The record is from RefSeq and is a predicted model, not a curated record.